Molecule: messenger RNA, 2208 nt
Organism: Kluyveromyces marxianus DMKU3-1042
Lineage: Eukaryota; Fungi; Ascomycota; Saccharomycetes; Saccharomycetales; Saccharomycetaceae
Gene: STE11
Product: mitogen-activated protein kinase kinase kinase STE11
Exons: 1
Coding region: 1-2208 (735 amino acids)
Biological process (GO): protein phosphorylation
Molecular function (GO): ATP binding; protein binding; protein kinase activity
Source: RefSeq, a predicted model, not a curated record
AUGAGCAGCAGUGUUAGUACUUCAAAUAUUGAAGUUCCGUUCGUUAAGCGGUUCCUUGAAGAGAUCAACUGCGAAGAACAUUUGGAUGCAUUUGAGAAAUACAAAUUGUUAGAUGAGGCUCGAAUCUAUUAUUUGGACAGGGAGAUUCUUGAAGAGAUUGGAGUUAAAGAGAUUGGAGAUAAAAUCAAGAUUUUGAAGCGUUCAAGACAACUUAGAAGAGAAGCAUCUGGGUUUGAUCCGAAGAAGGAACUUAUUGAAAUUACAGGUAAGAUUAAUGCGUUGAACUCGAAUCCUCUUUCUAUUAAUGAAGAACUUGUAAGCGACAAGCAUAGUGUGAUUUUUGUGUUGAAUGAUGGGUCAGCAAAGAAGGUGAACGUGAAUGGUUGUUUCAAUGCAAAUUCCAUCAAAAAGAAGUUGAUUAAACGUCUACCACCUGAGUUUAUCUCUAUAGACCCAGUGACGAAAGAGCCUGUUUAUUCCUCGCAAGAUUACGAUGUGUUUGUGGUGGACUAUACUAAAAAUGUGCUGCAUUUGUUGUACGAUGUAGAGUUGGUUACGAUCUGCCAUUCGAGCGACCGCUUGGAAAAGAAUAGAUUGAUCUUUGUAGCGAAAGACCAGACGCCUAGUGAGAAAGCCAUAUUUACAUCAAAGAAGGUAUAUCUAAAGACAUUGAGUGUAAUGCAGCAGAUGGGAUCACAACAUGGGACUGGAAGGCCACUGUUGUCUGCUCCAGGAAACAACGCACUAAGGAUCGAGAAUAGAAGCGAUGAUAUACGAGAAAUAUUUACCCAGAGGCCUCCAACAGAGUUGAUCUCAACCAAUUUGCCCGAAUACUUCCCUCAUACUGAUAUUAACCGUUUAAAGAAAACACUAAGAAACUCAAUGAGGCAAUCGAUUCGUGCCAGCAUGAUAAAGGGCAAAAACGGGUCUCUGGUUUCUUUAGCCGGCUCGAAUAAGAUUGGGGAUAUUUUAGUAAAUCAAUCACAGGCUGUUGACCGAGCAUUGUUGGAGAGUAUUCAAAAUGCUCCUGCAGUUACUCAAUCUAAUUCUCAUACCGGUAAUAAUGCCGUUCCAUUACGUACGAACUCAAUCGGUGGAUCCGAGGGCUCCACGGCAUCUUUAACGUCGUUAAUGAAACGUACAUCCAUUUCAUCAAGUGGUGGACGAACUGCUUCCAAACCAGCCAAUGCUCACAGGUCAAGAUCCACAUCUGGGGCUUCUGACAAUACCAGCAGAAUUGAAUUGUAUAAUACGGACACUGACAGUGAAGGUGAUGAUGACGAUGCUGAAGACACCAUUUCGUUGCCCACUAAAGUGGAGGCUCCAAAAUCGUGGCUCAAAGGUGCCAGAAUUGGUAGCGGUAGUUUUGGAAGUGUAUAUUUGGGUAUGAAUGCCGAAACUGGUGAGCUAAUGGCAGUUAAACAAGUCAAAAUCCAGCCAGCAGCAGUGUCAGCCGGUGUUGUACCAAUUGCAGAGGAUUCUAAAAAGGCACAAAGUCCCGGAGGAACAACAGCAAUUAAAAAUACCUCCCAAAUACACAGAAAAAUGAUCGACGCUUUGCAACACGAAAUGAAUAUCUUAAAAGAAUUGCACCAUGAGAACAUAGUUACUUACUACGGAUCUUCUCAAGAGGGUGGUAAUUUGAACAUCUUUCUCGAAUAUGUGCCAGGUGGUUCUGUUUCAUCUAUGCUAAAUAACUAUGGGCCAUUUGACGAACCCCUUGUUAAGAACUUCACAAGGCAGAUUCUAAUCGGUUUAGCAUAUCUACACAAGCGUAAUAUUAUCCACAGAGACAUCAAGGGUGCAAAUAUCUUGAUUGACAUAAAGGGUGGUGUCAAAAUUACAGAUUUUGGUAUUUCUAAAAAGCUGUCUCCACUAAAUAAACAGCAGAAUAAAAGGGCAUCACUUCAGGGUUCUGUAUAUUGGAUGGCUCCUGAAGUCGUUAAACAAGUCGUGACAACCGAAAAAGCAGACAUAUGGUCAGUUGGGUGUGUGAUCGUGGAAAUGUUCACAGGAAAACAUCCGUUCCCGGACUUCUCACAGAUGCAAGCCAUCUUCAAGAUCGGUACUAACAUCACACCAGAAAUUCCAUCAUGGAUUUCCGAAGAAGCUAAGUCUUUCCUUUUGAAGACUUUCGAAUUGGAUUACCGUAAGAGACCAAGCAGCUUGGAGCUUCUUCAAGAUCCAUGGUUGAAUACUGUACUAUAG